Messenger RNA from Pogona vitticeps (central bearded dragon), 6958 nucleotides. The record is from RefSeq and is a predicted model, not a curated record. Lineage: Eukaryota; Metazoa; Chordata; Lepidosauria; Squamata; Agamidae.
CUCUCUGUGUGUGUCUCUCUGUCUCUCUCAUUCACCUUUGCCCGCCGGGCCAUGCAGUCCCGGGUGGUAUGUCUCGGCGGUGCUGGCGGUGCCGGUGGGGGGGCCGGUGCAGCUCGGAGGGUCCGGCUUCUCCUGCAACAAGUGGCAGCGCGUCCCCGACCGGCUGCUGGUGCAGGAGGCGGCCAGCCACUGCGAUGUCAUGUCCGAGAGUUGCAUGGUGCUGGGACAGCCGAAGGUGGUACUGUUACCAUUGGAGAUGUGUCAUACAAACUCAAAACUCCAAGAAAUCCAGAACUUGUCCCAGUGAAUUACAUUUCAGACUCUCUGGCUCAAUCUGUAGUUCAGCAUCUAAGAUGGAUCAUGCAAAAGGACCUUUUGGGUCAGGAUGUGUUUCUUAUAGGCCCCCCUGGGCCUCUUCGGCGGUCUAUUGCCAUGCAGUACUUGGAGUUGACCAAGCGGGAGGUUGAGUACAUUGCACUGUGCAGAGAUACAACAGAAACUGAUCUCAAACAACGUAGAGAGAUCCGAUCAGGCACUGCCUAUUACAUUGAUCAAUGUGCAGUACGGGCAGCUACGGAAGGCAGAAUCCUGAUUUUGGAAGGCUUGGAGAAAGCUGAGCGGAAUGUUUUGCCGGUAUUGAACAAUUUGUUAGAGAACAGGGAAAUGCAACUAGAAGAUGGCCGUUUCCUCAUGUCAGCAGAACGUUACGACAAAUUGCUGAAGGAACAUGAUAAAGCAGAGUUGGAUGCAUGGAAGAUUGUCAGAGUCAGUGAAAACUUCAGAGUAAUUGCACUGGGCCUUCCUGUCCCCCGAUAUUUUGGUAAUCCACUAGAUCCACCACUUCGGUCUAGAUUUCAGGCUCGAGAUAUUUAUUAUCUACCAUUUAAGGACCACCUUUCUCUGUUAUGUUUGACUGGACCUACUGUUUCAACAGACAGAAUUGCACAGCUUUUGUCCUUUGCAACAACCCUCUGCACCCAAGAGUCCUCUGCGUUGGGUCUUCCGGAUUUUCCUUUAGACAGUUUGUCAUCUGUUGUGCAGAUCUUGAACACAUUCCCUAUGAUAUCAGUUCACCAUGUAAUCAAAUGGCUUUAUCCAUAUGAUGUCCUGUUGGGGAAAGAAGGCAAGACAGCUGUAGAAGAUGCCAUAAAAAGAUUUAGCCUCCAGGAUUCAGGAAAACCUUCUAUACCUACAAAAAUAAUACAUGUGAAAAAGGAGGAUGACAGCAUCUUGCAGGCUGAUGUGACAGUUCAAAUUGCUGAUAAAGCUGUGACAUUUCAGGUUCCUACUGGUACUAAACCACUUAACUUGCAUUCUGGAAAAGAAGGUUUCAUAAAGACACCCAGUCAUGAACAACUUUUGGCAGAAAUGAUGCAGUCCCAUAUGAUUAAAGAUAUCUGUUUGAUUGGAGAAAAAGGCUGUGGAAAAACAGUUGUUGCUAAGGAGUUUGCAUCUACAUUUGGAUAUAACGUAGAACCUCUCAUGCUGUAUCAGGACAUGACAGCUCGAGACCUGCUGCAGCAAAGGUACACUCUCCCUAAUGGGGACACUUCCUGGAGACCAUCUCCGCUUAUAACAGCUGCCCUUGAGGGGAAGCUUGUUAUUCUUGAUGGCAUUCACCGCAUCAAUCCUGGCACCCUGACUGUCCUCCAAAGGUUAAUUCAAGAUAGAGACAUUACCCUUUAUGAUGGCACCAGAUUGCUCAGGAAAGAUAGGUAUCAGAAGUUAAAAGAAGAGCUGCAACUCUCAGAUGAGAAACUACAGGAAAGGUCCAUUUUCCCAAUCCAUCCUUCCUUCAGAAUAAUUGCUUUAGCAGAACCUCCUGUUAUAGGAGGUACCACUCAGCAGUGGUUGGGCCCAGAACUUUUAACAUUGUUCCUUUUCCAUUACAUGAAGCCUCUCAGCAAGAGCGAAGAAAUUAAAGUUAUUAAAGAGAUGGUUCCAAAUGUGCCUAGUGCUGCAGUGGAGCAGCUUUUGAAAUUAACACACAAACUUCGGGAGACAAAUGAUCCUACUGCACAGUCACUGGCAUCAUCUUUGUCUACCCGGCAACUUUUGAGAAUUUGCAGCCGAUUGUCCCAUUAUCCAAACGAAAGUCUCUAUCAUACUAUCAAUAAAGCUUGUCUUUCCAGGUUUUUACCAAAUCUGGCAAAAUCUGCUUUACAUAAAAAUCUGUUGGACUGUGGGAUUGAAACAAACCUCACCAAUACUGAGCAAAUGGAAGGGAAAGACUAUAGCUGUGAAAUUAACUCAGGAAUCCUGCGAAUUGGAGCAGUCACUAUCCCAGUUCAUAACCCAUAUGAGAAAAUGAAAGUGCCUGAUGUUCUCUUCUAUGAAAAUACCCAACAUAUGAUGGUGAUGGAAGAUAUGCUAAAAGACUUCUUGCUUGGAGAGCACCUUCUCCUCGUCGGCAACCAGGGUGUGGGGAAAAACAAAGUGGUUGACAGAUUUCUUCACCUGUUAAAUAGACCAAGAGAAUACUUGCAAUUGCAUAGAGACACCACAGUACAAAGUCUUACACUUCAGCCUUCUGUUAAAGACGGUCUUAUUAUAUAUGAAGAUUCUCCACUCGUGAAAGCUGUCAAAAAAGGGCAUAUUCUAGUUAUUGAUGAGGCAGACAAGGCACCAACAAAUGUUACUUGCAUUUUAAAAACAUUAGUAGAAAGUGGGGAAAUGAUUCUAUCAGAUGGAAGGCGCCUUGUUGCUGAUUCUGGUAGUGUGAAUGGGAGAGAAAAUGUUAUUGUAAUUCAUCCAGAUUUUCGGAUGAUUGUUCUAGCAAAUAGACCCGGAUUUCCUUUCUUGGGCAAUGACUUCUUUGGAACUCUAGGAGAUAUUUUUAGCUGCCAUGCAGUUGAUAAUCCUAAACCAAAUUCAGAACUUGAAAUGCUUCGCCAAUAUGGGCCUGAGGUUCCUGAGCCAGUUCUGCAGAAACUUGUGGCUGUUUUUGGGGAGCUGAGAAGCUUAGCUGACCAAGGAAUUAUCAAUUAUCCUUAUUCAACUAGAGAAGUAGUGAAUAUAGUCAAGCAUUUGCAGAAAUUUCCAACAGAAGGACUGGCAAAUGUUGUUCGGAAUGUCUUUGAUUUUGACUCCUACAACAAUGAAAUGCGUGAGAUUUUACUUAGGACUUUGCAUAAACAUGGAAUACCAAUUGGAGCAAAACCCACCAAUAUACAGCUGGCUAAGGAGUUGCCACUGCCAAGUCCAAAAUUUAUGGGCUACUGGAAAGUCAGCCUGUUGGGUAAUGCACGACGGAAACUUCUGUGCCCAACAGAAACUCAUCACAUAGAUGUAAAGGGCCCAAUAUACUUAAACGUGCAGGAAUUUUUGCUGGACAGGCAUGAAGCCAGAUCUCUGAGUUUUACAGAAGAAGUAGCCUGUUGGUCACUGCCUUUGAAUGAAGUGAAUUUAGUGUGUGACAUUGCAGUAGCACAAGAGAAUGAAACUGAAAACUCUCUUUAUGUUGCUACAUGCAAUCCUGUGUCUUUAUAUUUUAUGAAUACAUCUGGCAAAAAUGGAUUCUUUGUAGACUUGUAUGAUAUCUUCCCAAGAACAGUUGGUGGCAGAUGGCAGCCUUUUGUGACACUGGCACCUCUCGGUAAUCCAUUAAAUGGUCAAGUUAUUCUACAUGAAGAGCAGAGUAAUGUUGUUUUAUUGCUGGACACAAACAAUGGUGCCUUGCGCCGGCUUCUGCUGUCACCAGAGGUGCAGGAGGCUCCUAAAAAGACAUCCUGGUGGGGCAACAAAGAGGACAUGAAGAGCCACAAGAUGUGUAAAGAGUUUUCACACAAAAAUUGGCUAGUGUUUUACAAAGAGGAAGGGAGCCAGCUUACUGUUCUAGAUGUCUUGGAAGGCCACGCUCACAUCAUCUCCUUACCUAUCAACCUCAAAUCUGUCUUUCUAGUGGCUGAGGACCAAUGGCUCCUGGUGGACAACAAAACAAACAGAAAAUAUCUUUUAACUAAGCCUAUGCAUGUGGAAUCUGAAGAGAGUGGAGUUUGCCAGUUACAUGCACUGAAUGAAGAGCCAGUAGAAAGUGGGUUUGGGCUAACAACAGCUUCAGAGUUGUACGUGCCACACACAAUUUCAUGUGACCAGCUGUCUUCAGAAAAUCUGAGUGCAGCGAUUGGGCAGAAAAUCAGCUCACCCAACAGAAUGCUUUCAGAUGAGCACAGUUAUGCUACUCUUAUCGUUGGUUUUCCAGAUCUCAUGUCCCCCAAUGAAGUUUACAGCUGGAAGAGAGGCUCCACCUUGGGGAACAGGCAGCCCUCACCUUCUGAUCCAUUUUAUUAUGGAAAGCAUAACAAAGCUGGAGUGGCAAAGCAAACCAACUGUGUGACUCUUACGUCUGCUAAUCAGGUGAUCAGAGUUUUAGCCCCUGGAGAUGUGCCUUUGAAAGAACUUUAUCCCAAAGAUGUUACUCCUCCCCAAACUGCAGGAUAUUUGGAAAUUACUGAUCUUACAACCAAGAAACUUAAAUAUAUCCCUGUUCCCAGAUCAAUGAAACUGACUCCCUAUACAUCAUGGAUAUCAAUGAUUUCAGACACUGAUGUCCUUUUGGCUUCGCUCAACAAAGGUGGCGUGGUUACUGUAGAUAUGGGGGGCAAUGUCAGGCUUUGGGAAACCAGCUUAGAAAAUCUUCAGAGAUCACUGCAGGAAUGGAGAACAAUGAUUGGCCAAGAGGAUGGUAGACCUGUGCAGAUUACUAUCCAGAGAACCAGUGACUUGGACGUUAGCUCCCCUAAGCACGGGAAGGUGGAUCCAGCGAAUACACCUCAUGUUGGUGGAAACAUGUGGGCUGGAGGAACAGGUGGGAGAGACACUGCUGGUUUGGGUGGCAAAGGAGGUCCAUACCGCCUGGAUGCUGGUCACAAAGUAUACCAGGUGUCUCAGGCAGAGAAAGAUGCUGUUCCUGAAGAAGUGAAGAAAGCUGCGAGGGAGAUGGCUGAAAAAGCUUUUAAGCAGAGAUUAAAAGAGAUCCAGAUGAGUGAGUAUGAUGCAUCUACAUAUGAAAGGUUUUCUGGAGCAGUCCGAAGACAAGUUCAGCUACUCAGAGUUAUCCUGGAUAGUUUGCAGGCCAAAGGAAAGGAAAGGCAGUGGUUAAAGCACCAGGCAGUUGGAGAACUAGACGAUGCCAAGAUAAUUGACAGUCUGGCAGGUGAAAAAGCUAUCUAUAAGCGACGAGGAGAACUUGACCCACAACUUGGGAGCCCCCAGCAGAAGCCCAAACGUCUUCGUCUGGUAGUGGAUGUCUCUGGCAGCAUGUACCGCUUUAAUGGUGUCGAUGGACGGUUGGAGCGAUCCAUGGAAGCCGUUUGCAUGGUUAUGGAAGCUUUUGAGAAUUAUGAGCAGAAAUUCAAGUAUGAUGUCAUGGGACAUUCGGGAGAUGGUUUCAACAUUGACUUGGUCCACAGUGACAAAGUUCCAAAGGACAAUAAGCAACGAUUAGAAAUUUUGAAGACAAUGCAUGCCCACGCACAGUUCUGUAUGAGUGGCGAUCACACUCUGGAGAGCACAGAGCAUGCCAUUCAAGAGAUUGCAAAAGAGGAGGCAGAUGAAUACUUUGUCAUAGUCUUAAGUGAUGCCAACCUUGAGCGGUAUGGAAUCCCUCCAGCAAGGUUUGCUCAAGCCUUGACCAUCAAUCCCAAAGUGAAUGCUUUUGCUGUAUUUAUAGGAUCCCUGGGGAAUCAGGCAGACAGGUUGCAGAGGACCCUGCCAGCUGGCCGCUCUUUUAUUGCCAUGGAUACCAAGGAGAUUCCACAGAUUUUGCAGCAGAUCUUCACCUCCACUAUGUUGUCAAGUGCCUAGGAAGCGCCGGCGCUUCAUAAAUAACUGGACCACUGAAUAUGAGAAGCAAUUCAUUGUAAUCAAGAUGACAAUGUAAUGUGUAAGAGUUGUGAACAAAUAAUCUGCAUUUUAUAUUUGAGUAAAUGUUAUACUUUACAUAGGAGUAAAGAUUUAAAUUAACACCUCCCCCAGACUAUAGCUGCUCUUGAAUAAAGAGCUUGAUUGUAAAAACACCUUCGUCAUUGCCUUCUGAAAAAUUUAAAAUUUCUUUUUCCACACUUCCCUAGAUAUCAUGCUUUGCACUUUAUAUCUGUCAGUAGACAGGAAAAUAAAAGAUAUUUGUCAUUUUUCUGGUUGAUAAUUUUCAGGAAUCUGUACAAUUCUGAAUACUGUAAUCUUUUAUUCAUUUCUAAGUGUACUAAAAAAAACAAGUUUUCUUUUGUAUCCUGAGUGCAUAAUUGAAGGCACUAAAACUAACCUCAUCUCAGAAAUUGCUAGUGUGCUCAUUUCCAGGUACUCUACUGGAUGGACUUGUUUUUAAACAACAGUGACAGAAGCAGCUUAAAUUCUUGUUUAACAUAAUAGCUGUCCUUGAACACCUCUGGCUGGGAAACAUCUUGUCAUCCACCUCAUCUAGCAGUUUUGGGUAUUUGUUUUUCAUUUUUUUCAAGAUUGGUUGUACAAUCUACUCCAUGAGAGUGCUGGAGGCAGCAGCUAACGGGUGGAGGCUGAUGCGCUAUUUCGCUGUUUCGCUUCCCUUUGUCUCAGCUGAAGUGUUGCUCAUUGCUGAGAUAACGAGGCCUUCCUUGUUACAGGUACUGUUCACUGACGGAGAGACAAAAACUGAAAAAAAACCUCAUGACCUCUGCAUAAGAUGUGUUUGGUUUUUCCUUUGCAUUUAUCUUGGAAAGCAACGUUCCACUGGAAGAGAACAUGCUUACAAAAGGAAACCUCUCUAGUCAGGAGAGGCUGGUGGUCUUGGUGGAGCCAUGAGAGCAGUAGGGGAGAGAGUAGCUUUCUCUCCUUGGCAGCCAUGCAGCCAUGGAAAUGUCUGUUGUUCAGGAAAGCCCGAAUUCCAUAAUUGCUGCUUAAUAUUUGCUUGUGGCCUAUUUGGCACUUUUUGAACUUCAGCAGUUUGAGAAUAUACAGUGGACCCUCUACUUACAGAAUUAAU